Molecule: messenger RNA, 5159 nt
Organism: Bubalus bubalis (water buffalo)
Lineage: Eukaryota; Metazoa; Chordata; Mammalia; Artiodactyla; Bovidae
Gene: ERAP1
Product: endoplasmic reticulum aminopeptidase 1
Exons: 19
Coding region: 201-3149 (982 amino acids)
Biological process (GO): peptide catabolic process; proteolysis
Cellular component (GO): cytoplasm
Molecular function (GO): peptide binding; zinc ion binding; metalloaminopeptidase activity
Source: RefSeq, a predicted model, not a curated record
CAGGAGAUGACUCUACACAUGGACAUCACCAGAUGAUCAAUAGCGAAAUCAGAUUGAUUAUAUUAUUAAGGCUUACUGUUGCAAAUACAUGCCUUCCCACUCCCCCUUGCUACUGAGCAUAUAUUUCCUUCCUUUACUUUCUGUGUUUUAAGCUUAGUGGGGAGCAAGGCCUUUCUCCCACUGAGAAGCAGUAAGGCCAGAUGCCUGCUUUGUGUCCUCCCUGCUGGUGGUGUGGACACCUCACUUUUGCUGAAACAACAGGAAGUUGCAGGGAAGUAGAGACCUCCUCCUUUGAUGACUGCACAGCCAUUUCAAGCAAGAUGAUAUCUCCAUCCAUCAAAUGGCCACUUGGAACCAGGCCCUCACUGCUUUCAACACUGCUGAUUCUCUUAACGGUGGCAACUCCAUCCUCAUGUCAGAGCAGGGAACCAACAUCUCCAAAAGCUAGCAACGGGGCACCAUUUCCUUGGAAUAAAAUGCGACUUCCAGAGCACAUCAUCCCAGCUCAUUAUGAUCUCAUGAUUCACGCAAACCUCACCACUCUGACUUUCGGGGGAACCACACAGAUAGAAAUCACACCCAGCAAGCCCACCAGUACCAUCAUCCUGCACAGUCACCGCCUACAAAUAUCCAAGGCCACCCUGAGGAAGGGAGGUGGCGAGAGGCAGGCGGAAGAGCCACUGAGAGUCCUGGAAAACCCGCCUCAGGAGCAAAUUGCGCUUCUGGCUUCUGAGCCGCUGGUCGUCGGCCUCCCAUACACUAUUGUCAUCAACUAUGCUGGCAAUCUUUCUGAGAGUUUCCAUGGAUUUUAUAAAAGUACCUACAGAACCAAGGAAGGAGAAGUGAGGGUACUUGCAUCAACACAGUUCGAACCAACUGCAGCCAGAAUGGCCUUUCCCUGCUUUGAUGAACCUGCUUUCAAGGCGAGUUUUUUAAUCAAGAUCAGAAGGGAACCAAGACACCUUGCCAUCUCCAAUAUGCCACUGGUUAAAUCUGUGACUGUGGCUGAAGGACUCAUAGAAGACCACUUUGAUGUCACCGUGAAGAUGAGCACCUACCUGGUGGCCUUCAUUGUUUCAGAUUUUAAGUCUGUCAGCAAGAUGACCAAGAGCGGAAUCAAGGUUUCCGUAUAUGCUGUUCCAGACAAGAUAAAUCAGGCAGAUUAUGCACUGGAUGCCGCAGUGACUCUUCUAGAAUUUUAUGAGGAUUAUUUCAGCAUCCCAUAUCCGUUACCCAAACAAGAUCUUGCUGCAAUUCCUGACUUCCAGUCUGCUGCAAUGGAAAACUGGGGACUGACGACAUACAGGGAAUCUUCUCUACUGUUUGAUGCUGAGAAGUCUUCCACCUCAAGUAAGCUCGGCAUCACGAUGAUUGUGUCUCAUGAACUUGCCCACCAGUGGUUUGGGAACCUCGUCACUAUGGAAUGGUGGAAUGAUCUUUGGCUAAAUGAGGGAUUUGCCAAGUUUAUGGAGUUCGUGUCAGUCAGUGUGACUCAUCCAGAACUGAAAGUUGAAGAUUAUUUCUUUGGUAAGUGUUUCAACGCAAUGGAGGUAGAUGCAUUAAACUCCUCACACCCCGUGUCCACACCCGUGGAGAACCCUGCUCAGAUUCGGGAGAUGUUUGAUGAAGUUUCUUAUGACAAGGGAGCUUGUAUUCUGAAUAUGCUAAGGGACUAUCUUGGUGCUGAUGCAUUUAAAAGCGGCAUUGUAAAGUAUCUGCAGAAGUAUAGCUAUAAAAACACGAAAAACGAGGACCUGUGGAAUAGUAUGGCAAGCAUUUGCCCUACAGAUGACACACAACACAUGGAUGGAUUUUGUUCUAGAGGUGAACAUUCAUCUUCAACCGCGCACUGGCGACAGGAAGGCCUUGAUGUGAAAACCAUGAUGAACACCUGGACGCUGCAGAAGGGUUUCCCCCUGAUAACCAUCACUGUGAGAGGCAGGAACGUACAUAUGAAGCAAGAGUACUAUGUGAAAGGUGUGGCCGAUGCCACAGAAACCGGGUUCCUGUGGCAUGUCCCACUGACAUUCAUUACCAGCAAAUCAGAUGCAGUCCAACGCUUUUUGCUGAAGACAAGAACAGAUGUGCUCAUCCUCCCAGAAGAGGUGGAAUGGAUCAAAUUUAAUGUCGGAAUGAAUGGCUAUUACAUUGUGCAUUAUGAGGAUGAUGGAUGGGACUCUCUGACUGGCCUUUUAAAAGGAACACACACGGCAAUCAGCAGUAACGAUCGGGCCAGUCUCAUUAACAAUGCAUUUCAGCUUGUCAGCAUUGGAAAGCUGUCAAUUGAAAAAGCCUUGGAUUUAACCUUGUACCUGAAGCAUGAAACUGAAAUCAUGCCAGUGUUUCAAGGUUUGAAUGAGCUGAUACCGAUGUAUAAGUUAAUGGAGAAGAGAGAGAUGAAUGAAGUGGAAACUCAAUUCAAGGCCUUUCUCAUCAGGCUGCUGAGGGACCUCAUUGACAAGCAGACGUGGACGGAUGAGGGCUCCAUCUCAGAGCGAAUGCUGCGGAGUCAGCUGCUCCUCCUUGCCUGCGUGCGCAAGUACCAGCCCUGCGUGCAGAAGGCAGAAGGCUAUUUCAGACAGUGGCAGGAAGCUGGUGGAAACCUCAGCCUGCCCAACGAUGUGACCUUGGCAGUGUUUGCUGUGGGGGCCCAGACCCUCGAAGGAUGGGAUUUUCUUUAUAGUAAAUACCAGUCGUCAUUGUCCAGUACCGAGAAAAACCAAAUUGAAUUUGCUCUCUGUAUCAGCCAAAAUAAAGAAAAGCUUCAGUGGCUACUAGAUCAAAGUUUUAAGGGAGAUGUAAUAAAAACUCAAGAGUUUCCAGAUAUUCUUAGAGCUAUUGGCAGAAACCCAGUGGGAUAUCCGUUGGCCUGGCAGUUUCUGAGGGAAAACUGGAACAAACUUGUACAAAAGUUUGAACUUGGCUCAAAUUCCAUAGCCUACAUGGUAACGGGAACAACAAAUCAGUUCUCAACAAGAGCACGGCUCGAAGAGGUAAAAGAAUUCUUCAGCUCUUUGAAGGAAAACGGGUCUCAGCUCCGUUGUGUUCAACAAACCAUCGAAACUAUCGAGGAAAACAUACGUUGGAUGGAUAAGAAUUUUGAUAAGAUCAGAGCGUGGCUGCAAAAUGAGAAGCUUAAUCUGCUAUAAUGGUUCGGCUCUUGGUCGGUUCCUGUGAUGUGUAAUCUGCAAACUUUUGUUGAAUGUGAAUAUUUUUGAAGUGGAGAUGGGCCAGCUUGGCACCCACUGAAGAUGCUUCUUGCCCCUUCAAUUCAUUUCACUCCUUCCUUUUCGUGAAGACCGCUGCUUCACGUUUUCCUCAGGGAGUUGCUGCCACUGCAUGUUCCAUUAUAGGUGUGACCCCGAAAUGUACACCCAGGUCAGGGGUUCCCUACUGUGGAGAAGUAAAGUUCCUUUUUCUUCUUAUAUUGUAUACUGAAGCCCCGUGGUCUCCACACCCCUGCUCCCCACGCAUUUGUCAUUCGUUCGCUGCUGCGUCAGUCUCCUCAACAGUGAUGACUACUGAACCAUGAACCCCUGGGGCGCUCACUGAGCCAGAACGCCCCCUCUCCAUCCAACUUUCUCCCGCUUGCUGCCUGCCCAGGGGCAGACCUGUCCGGCCACAUCACGAGGCUUCCCUGUCCUCCAGCUUUGGCUGCACUCCCAGGAGGGCAGAUCAGAGCUGGGGUUGGGGAGAGAGCAGGUGAGGGUCUUUACUGCCCCCUCCCUUGCAGGUAGUCUCAGGCUGGCCUCCAGCCAAAGGGCUCAGCUCCAGGGAGGUGGCCCUCUUUCCCACCAGCCUUCUGCAUCUCUGUGCCAGUAAGACUCUUUCUUCUCUCAACUCUGCAGGGGGAAACGGAAGCCUGGCUUUCAUUAGUCCUGUCUGGACUCAUGGUUUUCAUACAGCCUGCUCAUAUUCUUGUUUAAAAACAAAACAAAAACUCCACAAACACCUUCCACAGACCCCUCCUGAGAUAAUCCUAAUUAGAGGGUGCCAUCUGUUUCCUCAAGGCCACCGACCAGCAGUGUCCCUUUUGAAAAAGCAGAGUGCUUUCAGGUCUAGGAGAGAAACCUUUCAUUGGAAGUUGAACCUGAGAGCUAUUGAUCCUUCGGUAGGUGAUGCUCCCCUCCCUGUUUCUUAUUUGGUCUGGUUUCAGUUCAGUUCAGUUCGGUCGCUCAGUUGUGUCCCCAUGGACUCUUUGUGACCCCAUGGACUGCAGCACGCCAGGCCUCCCUGUCCAUCACCAGUUCCUGGAGUUUACUCAAACUCAUGUCCAUUGAGUCGGUGAUGCCAUCCAACUGUUGAAGAAGUGACUCAUUUGAAAAGACCCUGAUGCUGGGAAAGACUGAAGGCAGGAGGAGAUGGGGCCGACAGAGGAUGAGAUGGUCUGGUUUAUAAUCCCUAAAUAACUUGUUGUUUACUGCCAGUGGGCACUGCAGACUCUACUAAAUGUAAGCUACUGUGAAAUGGAAACGACUUGCUUAUAUCAGCCUAAGUGAAGACCGGGUAUGGUGGUGUUGGAGUUGAAAUCUUUUAUGAGUUUAAUAUAUUGCAAAACUUAAGAUAAAGGAAUAGGAUAUGAAAAAUGUCAAUGUGUUCUAAUACACUAUGGAAUAGAAGGUCUUUUCUGGACAUAAAUGUGUUUAUAAUUCCAUUUUCACACAUACUGCCUGACUUAAUGGUUUAAGAACGAAAAAACAGAAAUCACUGGUCAUUUCUACUCCCCAGGUGUUUUCCUUCUAAAAAACAUACAAAGCCAAGAUUUUAAUGUAAAAUACUUUCCUUUAAUUGCAUCUUGUAUCUUGAGUAAUGAAACAUGGAAAUAGUGGUUUUCAGUUUUGGUCACCUGAGGAACCUAUUUUCAUUUGCUUUUGGAGAAGUCCAUUUUCUAAAGAGACACACAUCACCGCAACAAUGUGCAAAACCCUUUUUGGUAAUAAAAAAUGUUUUUUACCUCUAAGCAAAUAUUUGCAAUUAUUUACUGCAAAUUAGAUGGGUAAAAAGGACUGAUUUAGAUCCUGUAGCUUACUCAGUUCAUCAUUAAUUACCAGCAGACACCCAAGUCUUGAAGACAUUUUGACUAAACAAAAGGCAUAUUCAGAGAACCUUAAAUAAAUGUUUACUUUUACAGGCAUUUCUUAAAAUCUCUGGAUUUGGUA